Glycine soja is the source of this 1801-nucleotide messenger RNA. Its product is annotated as transcription factor MYB61-like. Bases 179 to 1483 code for a protein of 434 amino acids. Gene Ontology annotation, biological process: regulation of stomatal movement. The transcript is spliced from 3 exons. NCBI's taxonomy places the organism in Eukaryota, Viridiplantae, Streptophyta, Magnoliopsida, Fabales, Fabaceae. The record is from RefSeq and is a predicted model, not a curated record.
UCAGCUGCCAGUUCAUUUUCCUUCUUCAUAUCAUCUCUCUCACUGUCACAUGCUCUCUAUCUAUCCCAGCCACUCCAAUAGCUUUGGUUCACUGCCACCCCUGCUGACAUUUUUCUCGUUGGAAUAAACAAACUUUGUGUUAACUUAAAAGGUUUAAGGGAAAAAGAAAAACUACAAAAUGGGAAGGCACUCUUGUUGUUACAAGCAGAAGCUUAGGAAGGGUCUUUGGUCUCCUGAGGAGGAUGAAAAACUUCUGAGGCAUAUUACUAAGUAUGGUCAUGGAUGUUGGAGUUCUGUGCCUAAGCAAGCAGGUCUGCAAAGGUGUGGUAAGAGCUGCAGGCUUAGGUGGAUCAAUUAUUUAAGGCCUGAUUUAAAAAGAGGAACAUUCUCACAAGAAGAAGAAAACCUUAUCAUUGAACUUCAUGCAGUAUUAGGGAACAGGUGGUCUCAAAUUGCGGCACAGUUGCCGGGGAGAACAGACAAUGAAAUAAAGAAUCUGUGGAACUCUUGCUUGAAGAAGAAACUGAGGCAAAAGGGAAUAGACCCUGUCACACAUAAACCACUGUCUGAGGUUGAGAAUGGAGAGAAAGCAGCAGAAGUGUCUAAUGAACUGAACCUCCUGAAAUCAGAGAGCUCCAAGUCUGAUUCAGCAUCCUAUGAGCAGAGAACAUCAAUUUCUCCAAAAGCCUAUGCACCUGAGAUGGAUGGUUCCUGCAGCUCCAAGAUUGAAAUCAAUUUUGUAACCAACAACAACUGUUACAACAAAGACUUGUUCCUAGACAGGUUUAUGAGUAGUAGCCGCCAAGAGAGUUACACCACUAGUUGCCAGCCCUCAGAUUUGAUGGGGAAUUUUCCAAUUCAGAUGAGUUAUGCAACCAAUGAUCAGUGUCUCCCUAAUGAUUCAAACUCUAGUCAUUGGUUCAGCCAAACUGGAAGGUCUUUUGAUAUGAACACUGAGUUUCCUUUCAAUGCCGCUGUCACUUCUAUCAAUCCUACACCUACAACCAACUUGUUUCUUCCUAAUAAUUCUUUUUGCUACAAGCCUUCACUUGCUGUUCCCUCUGACAAUGUUUCCAUACCCUAUGGAUCCCAUUACUGGGAAGCCAGUGCCUCCAACAACAGCAAUAGUAGCACAGAAUUGAGAAGUAGCAGCCCCUUGAACAUCUUUUCUUCUUGGGGAUUGGCAGAUUGUGGCACCUCUACUACUAAAGAGGCACAAAUUCAUAUGAUGGAGAAUCAUAAUACAGAAGAAGCUAAGUGGGAUGAGUACCUUCAUAACCCUAUCUCAAUGCUGGCUUCUUCUGUACAAAACCAAGCUCCUGAGUCUCUAUGCAAUGAUAUAAAAACAUCCAUGCAUUUGGUACCUGAUACUUUAGGGGCUAUGCUACCUCAUAACCAUACCAAGCAGCAAGAACAGUCUCAAACUUCUAGUUUCUUUUCCAAGGACAUCCAGAAGCUCAGGGCAGCCUUUGGACACAUGUAAAAGGAUUUUAGAAAGGGUUCCAAUUCAAGGGAUUGCUAUUCUUAGUACAGGUGUGUGAAACCACAGAUUUUUUGCUCUUGUAUGUAGGUCUAAUACAAAACAUUUAUUUUCACCUUUUGUUUUUCCUUCACUUUGUUUAACAUUUGUGAGCCAAAAACCAUUUGUCUUUUACUUUCUUCUUUCGGGUGUGGGGUAGAAUUGAAGAAGAAUAAGGGUUGCUAUUCUGUCUUCUUUCUACUCUUUCUUUGCUACACUGUAACCGCAAUGGUGCAUUUUGCAUGUCCAAGUUCAAAGCCAUCACAGAUUUUAAUUGGUCCA